UUUCCGAAAUCGAAUAAGAACAAAAAUGUCGUCUUUCUUCGCACUUCACAGUGCCACCAACUCACCAAUAUAGCGACUCACUGAGCGUUACAUAGAUACAGAGACAGGACCAACAACCCGACUCACUGAGCUUCUUCAUAUUGGCUCUGCUCUGCCUUAGGGUAAAAGGAAGACAAUGUUUCUCAAAACUGAGUUGCAGUGGAAUGUUGUAAUCCCUGCUGAAAGCUUGGAUGCAAAGGGACUGAUGCUCCAAAAGGCAAUUAUUGUUCGACUGCUUGAUGACUUUGCAGAAAGAAAGGCUACCAAAGACCUUGGAUACCUUCUUGCUCUCACAACUGUGGAGAAAAUAGGUGAGGGAAAAGUCAGACAGCAUACUGGGGAUGUGCUUUUUCCAGUUACCUUUAGUGCUAUCUCUUUUAAGCUUUUCAGAGGAGAGAUCUUAAAGGGGGUAGUGCACAAGGUGCUCAAGCAGGGAGUUAUAUUGAGAUGUGGUCCAAUUGAGAAUGUAUAUCUCUCUUCUUCGAAAAUGCCUGAUUACAACUAUGUUCCAGGGGAGAAUCCUAUCUUUCUGAAUGCCAAGAGUUCUAAGAUUGAAAAAGGUACCACGCUACGUUUCAUUGUCAUCGGAGCUAAGUGGCUUGAGGCCGAAAGGGAAUUUCAGGCAUUGGUUGGCUUACAUGCUGAUUAUCUAGGACCAGUUUCUGGAGCCCCUUCAGCGUCCAUGUAUGAUUUACCUUAGUGUGACUCCCUUGUGCUUUUGACCUGGAAGGAUGCUUCCAUCUUUUCAAACCGAGAUUAACAAAAGUUGUUGUUGGUUGUAAUUUGUGUUGAAUUACUACUACGUUUAAGUUAUCUGUUGGCCUUACAGUCUGAAAAAUAUGUGUUAAUACAAUGUCUUUGACUUAUGUUCUUCCCUGUUCAUGACUCUGGUGGUAUUUGUUUCUAGCAUUGUAGCAUAUAACUCAUUCUUGCUCUGAUCUUAUUGUGGCCUUCAUUUUAUUUCAUCGUUUUCUUAGAAACUGGUUCAUCUAUUCUGCCAAAGUUCCUCCAUUUUGUUGUCUCUAGGUAUAUUCUGGUAG
Messenger RNA from Fragaria vesca subsp. vesca, 1079 nucleotides. Its product is annotated as DNA-directed RNA polymerase II subunit RPB7-like. NCBI's taxonomy places the organism in Eukaryota, Viridiplantae, Streptophyta, Magnoliopsida, Rosales, Rosaceae. The transcript is spliced from 2 exons. Gene Ontology annotation, molecular function: single-stranded RNA binding; single-stranded DNA binding. Gene Ontology annotation, biological process: DNA-templated transcription initiation; DNA-templated transcription. Bases 176 to 739 code for a protein of 187 amino acids. The record is from RefSeq and is a predicted model, not a curated record.